Messenger RNA from Chelonia mydas (Green sea turtle), 4785 nucleotides. Its product is annotated as zinc finger protein 282. The record is from RefSeq and is a predicted model, not a curated record. Lineage: Eukaryota; Metazoa; Chordata; Testudines; Cheloniidae. Gene Ontology annotation, biological process: regulation of DNA-templated transcription. Bases 659 to 2773 code for a protein of 704 amino acids. The transcript has 11 exons.
GAGCCGCCGCAGGGCGCUGGCCCGGCACGGCCCCGGCUGGUCCCUCGCCUCGGCGGAUACAGGACAAGCCCCUGCGCCCCGGCUCCUGCGCAUGGACCGGGCCCGGGGGCGGCGGCGGGCUCGGAGCUCGCUGCGCCCGCGCCCGGUAGGCGGCACUGCUCGGAGCUCGCCGCCCCUGGCGCGCCGGCCGCCCGCGCUCUUCGCAGGACCAACGAGGCGGCGGCGGCUCCCUCCCAGGCUGCACUCGGGCCGCUCCCUCCCCAGCAUGGCCGCGGGACCCGGCCCACGCCCCUAGCGAGCCCCGGCCCGGCCGCUUCCCCCAGAGCCACCCAGCGCGGGGCCAUGGCCGAGUGGGCCCCCGCCCAGCUACAUGUUGAUUUGGUAGACUGAAGUUUGGAUUUCACACAGCAUGCCCGGGAAGCUCAAAAUACAUCCUCCAGAGUGGGUUACAUUGUGUCUGUCAACAAGGAAUUUCGUCUGCCCUUGUGCCGCCCAUCCGCCAAGGCUGGAAACGUCCCUCUUGAGUCUUCUUUAGUCCUGACUAACUUGAAUUACUUUUGCCAUCGUCAGACCUUUGCCCCCUUUUCCCAGUUAGUAAAUAUCUUAGUCACUGAUCCUAGUGCAGAUCCGUGGGGCACCUCCCUCUUCACCAUUUGCCAUGAUGGAAAAUUGGCCGUUCAUUCCUGCUGGCCCUGAAAGGUCUGCCCAAAGCCAGAUUCAGGAAUGGAACGUCGAGGCGCAACAUCUGCUGCCUUUGCAGCCGCCCCUUGUCCCCGAGCGCGCUCACAUGAGAGAAGCACAGCUGCACACGGCAGAGGCCUCUCUCUGGACUGUGGUGGCCACAGUGCAGGCCAUGGAGCGGAAGAUCGAUCUGCUGGCCACGCGCCUGCUGAGCCUGGAGGGGAGAUCUGGGACGGCCGAGAAGAAAUUAAUAGACUGUGAAAAAACAGCAAUGGAGUUCAAUAACCAGCUGGAGAGUAAGUGGGCCGUGCUGGGAACUCUGAUCCAGGAGUAUGGGCUGCUGCAGAGGAGGCUGGAGAAUGUGGAGAACCUGCUGAAGAACAGGAACUUCUGGGUCCUGAGACUCCCCCCAGGCACUAAAGGGGAGGUCCCCAAGAUGCCGGUGACGUUUGUCGACGUGGCUGUCUAUUUCUCUGCGGAGGAGUGGAAGAAUUUGGAAGACUGGCAGAAGGAGCUGUACAAUAACCUGGUGAAGGAGAACUAUGAAUCUUUGAGCUCGCUGGACCGUACCCGUUCCAAAGUGGACCCCGAGCCCCGGAUUGAACGAGGGGAAGAGCCACGUGUCCAAGAUCAGCAGAACUUAAAGGAGAGAGAAAUCCCUCCAGAGCCCUGCACAGAAUCCCUGAUGUCAACGCCCGACAUUCUGUCCCGGAUCAAACAAGAGGAGGGGCCUUUUGCUGGGGAGCAGCAGUUCUCAGAGGAGAGAGGAAUCCCCGCGGACCCCUGCGCAGGUGCAGACGCUCUCAUUUCUGCCCAGGACUUUUUAUCCUGGAUUAAGCAAGAGGAAGAGCCCUGUGUCCGGGAUUCGUGGGAGCUGGCCGAAAGAGAAAUCCUCACUGGCCCUGGCCCAGAUGGUGCUAUUUCCAAACGUUACCUCCUGUCCUGGACGGAAGAGCCAUGUGUCAGGGACCGGGGGGACAUAGCAGAGAGAGAGAUCCCCACGGGACUCGGGACAGAAUCUCUCAUUUCCCCCGCGGGAGCUGUGGCCCGGACAGAAGAAGGGGAAGAGGCCUGUGUUGGGAGCCGGCAGGACUCCGGGGAAAGAGAAACAUCGAUGGCUUUGAGCACCAGUGGGACCGUGACCAAAACGGAGGCGCAGUGUCUUGAGGAGCAUCCCCCCCACCGCGAGCAGCACCAGCUGAUGUCGGAAAGGCGGGUUUUCUGGAGUCCUGAGCAGAGAGAUCCCUGGGAUGCCCACGUGGUGGAGGAUCAGUGCGGAGCUGCGCUCAGUAAAUCCUCUGAGCAGCCAGUCCUGCUCCCAGCGUCAGAAUCUCCGUUGCCCUCCGCGGGGGCAGGAUCGGGCCCUGGGUGGGGCAGAGUUCCCUGCGAGAGCCGAGAUGCGGCUGCCCCUUACGUCGGGCGGGCAGGAGAGAGGCCCUUUGUCUCGAGUGCCGUGAAAUCCCAGGCCUGCUCCCCGGCAGAUGAGCCGGUCCAGUGCGAAAGGAGCUUCCCCCAGCCCACGCGCAGCGGGCAGAGGCCCUAUGCCCGCAGCGAGGGCGGCCAGAACGUCAAGCAGCGGCAGAACCUGGUUAUCCACCUGAGAACCCACGGCAAGGCCAAGCCCCACCAGUGCGGCCAGUGCGGGCAGAGCUUCCUCCACCGCUCCCGGCUCACCUACCACGCCCGCAUCCACACCGGCGAGCGGCCCUACCCCUGCGCCCAGUGCGGCAAGAGCUACAGCCGCAAGGAGCACCUCCAGAACCACCAGCGGCUGCACACCGGCGAGCGGCCCUUCCAGUGCACCGAGUGCGGGAAGAGCUACGGCCGCAAGGAGCACCUGCAGUACCACCAGCGGCUGCACACUGGGGAGCGGCCCUUCCGGUGCGCCGCCUGCGGGAAGAGCUUCAUCCGCAAACAGAACCUGCUCAAGCACCAGCGUGUCCACACCGGGGAGCGGCCCUACCGGUGCGGGGAGUGCGGGAGGAGCUUCCGCUACAAGGAGUCCCUCAAAGACCACCAGCGGGUUCACGGCGCGGAGCCAGGGCCGGCCCCCAGCCUGCGCCCAGGUGCCUCUGUGCGAGAGAGGAGCUGAGGGGAGGUCUGGGAGCUGAUGGUGAUACUCAGCCCUUGUGCAGUGUUUCCCCUGGGCUGGGCCCAGAGGAGCCUGGCUCUCCCCAAGCGGGGGCAGGAAAAGUGAAAGGACUUGGUCACGCAGAAUCGAACUUGGGUCUCCUGGACCCCAGCCCUGUGCUCUAACCACUAGACCACAUUGGUUUACUCUAGCAGGAAACUUCUUGUGGCUAAAACCCUCUGUGAAACUGAGCUGAGCACAUUUCUCCGCACUCUUCUGCCCCCUCUGCUCAUGUAGACCUGGUCUCUGCCACCCGGAGCAGUGUCGCAGCUACGGGCAUCACAGCCUUCUCCUCUGCAGCUCCUGCUGCCCUGAACCUCUCCAGCUGCUUUCAGAUCUCCUGGGGAUGUAGGGAGCCAUCCUUGCCCUCAUCCCUCUCCCUGUUUCUCUUGCACAAUGGAGAAUAAAGUUUGGCUGAAUUCUGCUGGACUAGGCCUUUUUUUCUCCCCAAGCCAAAGGCAAUUCGGGCAGCUCUCUCCUGUUCUCACAGCAGGGCUGUCGGCACUGGGGAGCCAGCACCGGCGUGAAGAAAGAACCGGGCAGUGGCGUCGGGGGAAGUGGAGCUGCAUGGAUGACGCAGCCGGCUGAAUUUGCAGCUAACGUGUUUCUCUGGCCUUUGGGUGCCUGGGAGCGCCCUGCAUGCCGAUGCAAAGGUUGCCGUGCUCAGGAGAACUGCAGCCCCCUCCUGCAGGGACGCUGCCCUGGUGCAGUGCUGGGCAGAUGAGAGGUUCACCAAAUAAACCAAAACAAAGAACCACCACAGGGAAUGUGCUGAACAAUUAGACCUACUCAAAAUGGCCUCAGAGAGAACCAGUGAAACCAUUAUGGGAAGCUCUGAGAGGGGGAAAGCCUGCAAGAGUUAGAAGAAAUCCAAAAAGUCGUCAGAGAAACCCGGCAAGAGAAAUGGACCCGAAGGCUGCAGAAUGUGAAAGGGGAAGCCACGCAACGGUGAAUCCUUAUAAAUGUGGGGAAUGUGGCAAAAGGUUCAGACUGAAACCACUUCUUCAAAUUCACCAACUAAUCCAUGCCAGAGACAGGCCCAUUCCUCAUACGGCGAGUGGGAAAGGGUUCUGUAGGAAACCAAGUCUUGACGAACCCCGGGGAAUGAAUACAGGAGACCGUCUGUAAAUGUACCGAGUGUGGGAAAUGCGGCAAGCACUGAGCAAUGCUGGAAGUCAGGCCCUAGGCAGUUAGUGUUAGGCAAGCAAAAACUGUGGCCUAUAAUUAUUAAUGCUCCAAAUACAAAGCACUUCAUAGGGCCUAGAUCCCAGCAGGUCUGUUGUACUAGAAAUACAUGGCUAGCGGGCUGGCUGCCUUCAAAGUGAGUUGUGGUGCUCAAAACCCCUGACAAUUUGGCUCAGUGUUUGAACUUCCCCAACUCCCAUGUAUUACAUACGGAACGUGGAAAAUAUAUUCCAGCGGGUGAUGGGUUCGCUAACAGAAAACAGAUAAGGAAGCCUCAUGAGGCAGAGGGGAAUCAGUUCUGACCAACCAGUCUGCUUUCAAGCUAUGGCCAGAGGCUUUAGUAUAACCAUUUACCACAGAGUAUUUCUCCCAGACACUCAACCCAGGAAUUGCCAUACCUGUUCAGACCAAUGGUCCAUCCACUUGUGUAUCCUCUCUGCUACAACGGCCAGUGCCAGAUACUUUGGAGAAGAGUGAGAGAAACCCUGUAAUGGACAAGUAUGUAAAAAUGUGCCCAUACUAUGGAGGAAAAUUUGUCCUAAACCCGUAAUAGUUGGGUUAUGCCCUGAAGCACAAUCUUUUAUCACCCUCAUAAAAAAAUCUGCCUUUAGAUAGCUGUGGAUGUUUGCUAAUAUACAGCCCUGUUUUGAUUCUUAGCCUCUGUGAUAUCUUGGGCCAGUGAGUUCCACAGAUUAAUUACACGUUGUGCUUUUAAAACAAACAGUUUCCUUUAUUCAUUCAUAUUUCUGUAAAUAACUCAUCUGUAAAUAAAACACAAGCACACUGCA